Protopolystoma xenopodis is the source of this 852-nucleotide messenger RNA. NCBI's taxonomy places the organism in Eukaryota, Metazoa, Platyhelminthes, Monogenea, Polystomatidea, Polystomatidae. The record is from the annotation of a GenBank genome assembly.
AUGGCUGUGUUCACGGAGAAGGUGCUCACUGGCCGGCCACAUUUCGCCAGCUGGCAUGGCUUGCUUGGUGGCCUCGUCUUGUUGCAUGCGAUCUUCCAGACAAUACUUGGCUGCUGUCUGCAUCAGACGCGCACGCAUCGGCCAGUACAUCAACAGCAGGCUCGUGGUGGAUCUCUUUACACCCCUCAAACGCCCAACAUUUUCGUGUUAUCUAAAGCCUGGAUCCCCAGCCUCCGGCUGGCCCAUGUCACCUCAGGUGGGCUCUUUUUCCUCCUCUCCAGUGCAACCAUGUGUCUGGGCCUAAUCUCUUCUUGGUUUACUCGAAGUCUGGCCGUUGCACUUGGCCUCUCCCCACCAGAGCCUGGCAGUUCAUUUGCCCUCUUUGAUACUACUCUCCUAGUCGUUUUGGGCCUGGCUGGAUUGGCUAUCGUCCUCCCCAGCUUAAUUGUCGUUAAGCAGGUGACUGAUUCGCACCUCCAUGGUCUACAGACGCUUUGGCGAUCAUCUCAACGCCGGAAGACAUCUGAUUUUGCCGCUGCCAAAGGUGCCUCAAUCAGAGCUGGGAUGACUUCACCCUUGGCUUUGCAUUCAAAUAACCGGGAAAGUUCUGGGAUGGCCAAAGAAAAAGGCCUUAAACAAAAAACGCCAACCAAUGCCACUGACGGCAUUCGCCGGCGAGGCAAGCAGACACACAGGAUGGAAGUGAAUGGGGAGGGCGCCGUCGCUUCUGGUGAUAAAAAUGGAAUCCGUCGUCGUCGCCGAGGUCGACAACGAGGUGCUUUGGAGUCUCAGAAGCAGCAGCAGCAGACGUCUAAGAAGAAGAAGAAGGGCUCUAACAACAAGAAAAAGUAG